GCACGACAGUCGCGCGACACGCGGCGCACCGUACGCACGGGUUUCGCGUUGCGUGUGUUUACCUUUUCCUCACGCUCGCUGGCCCUUAGAACAACAAGACAGGCCUCGGAGAAACCGAAGAAAUUACGUAGUCCUUUGAAGAUACAUUUUGACAGCUGUUAUCUGGAGUACCAUCAGCUAUUUGAGUUUAUUUUCUACCAAUGGACAUUCAUGAAAGUUAAUGAAACUGAGAAUACAACACUAAGGAAUGAAAAAAUCAUCCGGAAAGGAUCAAAAAGAGUUUCAAAAAGUAAAAAUCAUCAAACAGAAGAGAAAAGAAAUUUUUUUGUUGAUUGAAGUUUCCCUUUGAAUUAAAAAAUUGAAAAGCAGUAUGAGGAAAAGGAAAUGAAUAAAAAAAUCGGAUAAAACUUUAGUCAUUUUUUUAAUGAUUGUCAAGUAGCUUAAAGAAUAAGUUUUUUUGCUCCAAAAUUUUUUUAAGUCGAAACUUUACUAUCAAGUAAAUUUUAUCCUGCAAAUGUAGGUUUCAGGUGUGAAUAAAGAUUAUCAGAUAAAAAAUAAAAACAACGCCCUCUCACUGAGUUGCAUUCAAGACAAAACGAAGAAGGAAACGGGAAAGACUCGUUGGCGUUUUAGCAAAAAACUUCCAAAGGAAUUACCUCGUUUUCGCUUGUAUAUCUGAGAUUCAAGUAGGUACUGGAGACGUCUCGAUGUACCGCAAUUAAACGGCUACUCGCAGUUCAGAGUGUGACUAAUCUGCUUGAAGACUCGAUAAAAAACGGGGGAGAAUAAAAAGGAAGUAAUAAAAAAAGAAUAAUCAAAGAGAGGAACGAGGCUGAAGAAUAUAAAAGGAAUGCCAGUAGGGAUUCUCGAAAUUCCUUGGAGUUCCGGUCGUUUGAGGUGGACAUCCGAGUAACUCGUAAACGAUCAAUGUCCUUUCUCACAUCCUGAACAUUAUGCUGAUUAUUCGACUACUGCGACAAAGGUAGUUUAUACGGAUGAGCGCACGGAGGCUUUACCGUUCGCCGAUUUAAACCGUCGGCGAAUGGAAGCCUCGCUUUGGGAAAGCCCAUUGACGGAAAGUUUGAGGCUAAGAAACAGCUACCGCAAAGUUGGUUAAAAAAUACGUCAAAAGGAAAAAAGGAUCAAAGUGGAUACAGACUAGUAUUCAAAAGCUGAUGCCUAAGACAAUACGUAACAUAACAAUAACAACGAGUAUAUCCUACGGAAGUGUAUGCUCGUAAGCUUCAUGUCUUUCAUCAUCAUAAAACGAUUCAGCAUUUAUUCCAGUCUUUUCUGUUAAGAGAAAGACACGGUCAGUGUCACUUGAAUCGUUGCGCUGGUAGCAUACGCCUACGAUUAUUUUUUCAACGUGGAUGAUAAAUGAUUAUUUGUUUAAUCCUUUAUUGUAUUGAAUUAACUUUUCCAUUACCAAUAUUGUGCCUUUGGAUCUACCGAUAUUAUCCAAAAGUUGCCAUAAAAUUUGAAGAUCUUCUGUUUAUUGCAAAAAAAAAUUAAGAAUAACAGGAUAUGAAAUCAAGAUUAAACGAAACUGUAGGAUUUGGUUAAUUUUUAUGAACACAAACUUGGAAGUUUAUAUCUGUUAUAUGUGCUAAAAGACCAGUGUAUAGUGAAGUUUUUAUUCGAUCAACAAAAAAAAAUCUUAAUGAUUUUAAAGUGAUAAAGUCUCUGGAUUAGUGACUAGUGUAUGUGUUAAUGUGCAGAUAAAUAAUACGAAGAUGAUCUUCUACGUUAUAUUGCUGACUUUUUUUACGAACUUAGAUGCUGCUAAGCCACAUUCAUUGAUUUAUGCUGAUGAUAAGGUGCAAAAUUAUCUAAUGAGGUUUGGAUAUCUACCAGAAACUGAUUCAGAAACGGGAAACCUUAGAACUGAUGAUCAGCUACGAGAAGCUAUAAGAAAUCUUCAGAGUUAUGGUGGUAUACCAGUCACAGGAGAGAUUGAUGAGGCUACGCAAAAGCUGAUGAAGGCCCGGCGCUGUGGUCUGUCUGACAAACCCGACCCACGCUAUAAAAGAUCAAGACAUAAGAGGUUUACAAUUCACGGACAACCUUGGCCAUAUAAGAAUCUCACCUGGAGCCUAAGAACUACCCAACCAAGUGGUUUGGAUACGUAUGGAGUACGACAGGAGUUGAGUCGGGCUUUGGAUCUUUGGGCAAGGAAUUCGAAACUCACCUUUCAGGAAGUUAAUAGUGAUCGUGCAGAUAUCCUUAUCUACUUUCACAGGGGAUAUCAUGGAGAUGGAUAUCCUUUUGAUGGAAGAGGACAAAUAUUAGCUCAUGCAUUUUUUCCUGGUCGUGAUCGAGGAGGCGAUGCACAUUUUGAUGAGGAAGAGAUUUGGUUACUUCAGAAUGAUAGCAAUGAAGAAGGAACAAGUCUGUUUGCGGUGGCAGCUCACGAGUUUGGGCAUUCACUUGGUCUGGCUCACAGUUCGGUACGAGGUGCUCUGAUGUACCCAUGGUACCAAGGAAUUUCUCAAAAUUAUGAGCUUCCGGAGGACGAUAGAAAUGGGAUUCAGCAGAUGUACGGUGCACCUGAAGAAAAAUUAUGGGGAAAUUUACCAGGUGGUUUGUCUCCAUUUCCACCAAUUUAUACAAGACCUACAACUACUACCACAACUACUACGACAUCGAGACCACGACCAACUAGAAAACCCUGGAGAACGCGACCGACAAGACCAAAUACUUAUCCAGAUGAGCGAGAACGACAAGGAUACAGACCUCAGGGCCAUUAUCCCUACAAGCCAGAUUACAGAACUGAAAUGCCUGAGAGACCUGUUUGGCCAGAACGACCAAGGAAGCCCCAUCGCCAUCAUCCAACUACCACUACAACAAUUAUUCCACCAACUCAGAGACCGAGAUAUCGGUGGACCCCAAGACCUAAGGACAAUGCUCCUGAUAAGUGUGACACGACCUAUGAUGCCAUUAGUAUCAUCAGAAGAGAAGUGUUUAUUUUUAAGGGCCGAUAUCUUUGGAGGAUAGGAGAUAAUGGUCUAUAUGAAGGGUAUCCUGCCGAAAUAACACGACUUUUCAAUCUUCCGGAAGAUAUUGAUCACGUUGAUGCUGUGUACGAGCGACUAGACAAGAAGAUCGUAUUCUUCAUAGGGAAGAAUUACUAUGUGUUCAAUGCACAUAAGCUGGAACCUGGCUAUCCAAAGGAACUGAGAACCUUGGGAUUACCAGCUAGUCUUGAGAAGAUUGAUGGAGCUAUGGUCUGGGGUCAUAAUAGCAAAACUUACUUUUUCAGUGGUACCAUGUACUGGAGGUUUGACGAGAUGGUUAAUUUUGUGGAAUUGGAUUACCCCAGAGACAUGAGCAUGUUUGCAGGAGUUGGAUAUAAUAUAGAUGCAGUUUUUCAAUGGAAAAAUGGCAAAACAUAUUUUUUCAAAGGAAAAGGAUUUUGGGAGUUUGACGAUCUUAGAAUGAGGGUAGCACACGAAAAACCAAGACCUUCUGCUCAAUUUUGGAUGAAUUGCCCACCUGAAAUAGAGACUAAUGAUGUAGAUUUACCGUCGAAACGAGCGAAAAUUGUCGAAAGUGCUGCUAGCAUGCCAAUAGUUCCGUCACCUCUUGUAAUUUCUCUGCUUGUUGCUUUACUAGCAGUGAGAAUUACUUAGAUCAUUAAGCUACAGGAUUAUGUCCGUAAAUUGAAAAGACAAUCAACGAUUCUAUUCGUUGAAAAAGAUAAAUGCAAAGGAUUUUCUCCUCUUUUGUGCCUUGUUUCAACAUAAUAGAAAUGCAGUAGAACACUAAAAAAAUUUUUAAUUGAAACCAUUUAUUCAUUCAAAGUCUUGUCACUGCCAAAGUGCAAUUUAAAAUGUAAAACAGAUGAAAGUAAAUUUAAAACGAGUUAUUGAAAAAAUGUUUAUAAAAACAGAUUGAAUAAUGUUUUUUAAUAGGAAUAUAGGA
Molecule: messenger RNA, 3924 nt
Organism: Chelonus insularis
Lineage: Eukaryota; Metazoa; Arthropoda; Insecta; Hymenoptera; Braconidae
Gene: Mmp2
Product: Matrix metalloproteinase 2
Exons: 12
Coding region: 1737-3632 (631 amino acids)
Biological process (GO): proteolysis; collagen catabolic process; extracellular matrix organization
Cellular component (GO): extracellular matrix
Molecular function (GO): metalloendopeptidase activity; zinc ion binding
Source: RefSeq, a predicted model, not a curated record